Aedes albopictus (Asian tiger mosquito) is the source of this 1815-nucleotide messenger RNA. Its product is annotated as myophilin. Lineage: Eukaryota; Metazoa; Arthropoda; Insecta; Diptera; Culicidae. Gene Ontology annotation, biological process: actin filament organization; actomyosin structure organization. The transcript is spliced from 3 exons. Bases 267 to 776 code for a protein of 169 amino acids. Gene Ontology annotation, cellular component: actin cytoskeleton. Gene Ontology annotation, molecular function: actin filament binding. The record is from RefSeq and is a predicted model, not a curated record.
CGCGAAUCUCCAAGCUCAGUCUGAUCGCAGAAAUCGACGCGAACGGGUGGUGCAGUAAAACCCCUAAUAAGUAAGACACCAAAAGUCGGUCGUUCGUUGGUGGUAGAAAGUAUCGCGGUUUCGCACUAGUAAUUUAGGAAAUUUGACAGUAUUCCACACGGUUUUUUUGAUUGACAAGUGAGGUAUAGGCCGUCGUACACGUACCCACCGGUUUGAGGAGGAUCUGAAGGAAAAACACACAGCACACAGCACCCUACACACAGAGGAUGGCGCCCCGCAACAAGGAACAGGAACAGGAGGUCCUGGAAUGGAUCAGCGCAGUGCUGGGUGAGAAACUGCCACCGGGUGCCUACGAGGAUGUCCUCAAGGACGGCGUCGUCCUGUGCAAACUGGCUAACAAGCUGGUACCGGGUUCGGUCAAGAAGAUCCAGGAACGUGGCACCAACUUCCAGCUGAUGGAGAACGUCCAGCGAUUCCAGGCCGCCAUCAAAAAGUACGGCGUACCGGAGGAGGAGAUUUUCCAGACGGCGGAUCUGUUCGAACGCCGCAACAUCCCCCAGGUGACGCUGUGCCUGUACUCGCUGGGACGGAUUACCCAGAAACACCCAGAGUACAACGGACCGACCCUCGGACCGAAGAUGGCCGAAAAGAACGAGCGUACCUUCACCGAGGAGCAGCUGCGGGCCAACGAGGGUCAGUUGAAUCUACAGAUGGGCUACAACAAGGGAGCGUCCCAGUCCGGACACGGUGGAUUCGGCAACACGCGUCACAUGUAGAAGGACGCAACGUUUAAAAAAUUCAUUCACUCAUCAACAUGCUCGCGUGCUUGCUCCAACAAGCUGUGUCAAAGUACUACCUAGUGUUUCGCUAUUUUCGAAACCUGCUUGAGAUUCAUUCAUUCACUCUUCAACCUAUAAGAUGUACUUUUAGUUUUGUUAUAGCUACAGUGCUGGACAAAAUUUUUGCAACAAAAUCGAUUUUUCAGUCAUUGCGUCCAAUGGACAACAAUGUAUUUGCUAUUUGAAGAACAUUUUGUCUAUAUAAUCGAUUCUGUUGCAAAUUUAUUGACCAAAGCUGUAUUUCGGUACGUACGAAACCAAGGCAUAACGGCAACAUUUUAACGCGUCCGUUGGAUGGAACAACUUUCUGGACGUGAGCUCAUUUGAUCGUUCCGCACCGUGGCCGCUGCUGCUAGCUGUUGCUGCGGCUCGUCUCGAGGGCACACUCUCUCUCUUUCUACUUUUAGGAUUAUAUUUAUUUUUCCAAAAAGAAAAAAAUAGAAAAGCAUCUUAAAUUCCCGCGAAGGUUGCGGUUGGGGAAAACACAGCUAUCCGACAGAGACGAACCAGUAGCGGCAAUUUUGCAGUCACUGCUAUUUAUAGUGCGCGCCCAUACUCAGAACACACCGGACGACGAACGGACGAAAAAUGGUUGUUGCCAUUUUGAUGGACACCCACGCAGGAGCAGCGAUUUGUAGCUUCGAAUAAGUCAGGGAAAAAUUCUAGAAGAAAUUAUAGAAAUACACAGCAAGCACAUAAGUAGGUGUUUAUAAUGGCUUGGCUCGUGUCGUCGUCUUGUCGGUCAUCGCUUGAAUGCAUUUUCUUUCGCUGAUGUCCCCAAUAAUCGUGUCUCCGGUCAGUUUAGUUGCGUCAAGCUAAAACAGCAACAGCCGCAGCACUAGCAGCAGCAGCACCCCAGUCAGUGACAUAUGAUUGCCGUUGCGUCAGGUUUACUUUUACUUUCUAAGAAUUAGCUCAUUAUUAUUUAUUUGCACUCUUUCUAUUUGGGAAGCAAUAAAAUAAGAACAGAAUUGUA